UUAAGUUCAUGAAAUGCAGUCUAUAAAAUUGGUCGUGGUGGGCGAUGGUGCCGUGGGAAAAACGUGUCUACUUAUCAGCUACACGGCGAAUGCCUUUCCAAGGGAGUAUGUUCCGACCGUGUUUGAAAACUACAUGGCAAAUAUCACGGUCAACAAUCAGCAAAUUUGCUUAAGUCUUUGGGAUACCGCUGGUCAAGAGGAUUUUGACAGGUUGAGACCGCUUUCAUAUCCAGACACCGAUGUCUUUGUUCUCUGCUUCUCGAUAAUUUCUCCAACCUCCUUUGAAAAUCUCCAGCACAAAUGGUUGCCCGAGUUACGAGAACAUUGUCCUAAUGUGCCCAUCCUGCUAGUGGGUACGAAGCUUGACUUGAGAGAAGACACCGAAAUUCUACAACAGCUUUCCUCGAAAAAUCUAAAACCAAUAACACCAGAAGAAGGGGCGAAAAUGGCGAAAGAUAUUAAAGCAGUUAAAUAUUUAGAGUGUUCUGCUCUAACUCAGGAGUGUCUCAGCCAAGUAUUUGAUGAUGCUGUUAUUGCAGUGCUAAACCCAUCACACUUUUCAAGUAACAAUGACAACAGCUGUUGUAAGAUCGUUUAAAUUUACAUCUCGUUGUUUACUUACAGUGUUAUGUGUAUUAACAUUACCGUGAUACACACACGAGUUCAUAGGGUUAAAAACGAGAGGUAUAUUUUCUUUAAAAUUAGAUAAACACUCAUUCCCGUCA
This is a messenger RNA of Ciona intestinalis (vase tunicate), 725 nucleotides long. The record is from RefSeq. NCBI's taxonomy places the organism in Eukaryota, Metazoa, Chordata, Ascidiacea, Phlebobranchia, Cionidae.